Messenger RNA from Penaeus vannamei (Pacific white shrimp), 1173 nucleotides. Lineage: Eukaryota; Metazoa; Arthropoda; Malacostraca; Decapoda; Penaeidae. The record is from RefSeq and is a predicted model, not a curated record.
CGAGUAGUGUUGUCCCAUCAGCUGAUUAUUAUAAACAGACGCAGCAGCAUCAACACGCAUCUCCUCUUAUUUCUCGCUUUAUCUCGAGACCAUGUAGUGAUGCCGCAUCUUUCCACAUCCUUUGCUAUCCUCCUAUGUUUGUGCUCCGCGUGCAAUGUCCUUUGUUCCGAUCUGGAGCAAGAUGUGAGAGUGGGGGAGGGAAAUGGGACGGCCGCCUUGCAAGAUGAGGUGGCUCCUGCACCUGUUCCGGAUGGAGCUUUGACAGGUGGUUCCGUGUUGCAGAUGUCUUGCAGUCCCGGUGAAGAUUUAAACCCUCAGGACAUGACAUACUCAAUGAACAAGACUUACAAGAUCACUGUCAUUCCGAAUCGUACCGUCCUACAGAUAGAGAUCACUGACAUCAACUUGGAAGACACAGGAUUCCUGAUCGUACAAGCACACUCGCAGAUACAGUACCUUAUUCUCAGUCAGAAUCCGAGCUUCGACUUGGAAGACAACUUCGUCAACAACACCGACCCCGGGAUAGUCGUCUUCAUGGAGGAGCCCACGGGUAGCCCCGGGACUACCAACGCGACGGCGAAGGAAGCCACCGCCAAGGAGGCCACGGCGAAGGAAGCCCCCACGAUCACGAAACGCGUCUACCUCGCCAACUGCCACGACAGGAAUGUGUCCGUGUUGUUCAUGGUCCGGAAUUACAGCAGGCACGAGCCGGUGCCGGGAGGGUACUACCCGACGGCCAUCGGGGAGCGGCCCCCCCACCUCCCCCAGCCCUUCCUGGUGGUGGAGCCCAACAUCCUGACGACGAGGGCGUCCUUCCGCGCCGCCUCCUUCCCCCUGCACGAGAAGGAGCCCUACUACGAGGACCUCACCUACGAGACCUUCCUCACCUACAUGUACGAGCGGGACCUGAGCGAGAGGAAGUACUGGCACAGCCUGAUCGCCACGAGCACGCUGGAGGACAUCCGGGCCAAGGCAGUGCGGGUCUCCGUCACGAAGAACAACAACACGGCGGAGAUGUUUGGGGCACUGGUUCGUUUCUACUCCGGCGUGGGGGCGGUCGUCAGCGUGAUCGUCUCCUACAACAACUCCGGGGGGGCCCUCUACUCCGCCGCCGUGUCCUAUGGCUGUGACUUCAUCGACGCCGAGGAGUACCGGUGUACCAAGCUGGGUUAG